Contarinia nasturtii (swede midge) is the source of this 2164-nucleotide messenger RNA. RefSeq lists its product as uncharacterized. Bases 41 to 1984 code for a protein of 647 amino acids. NCBI's taxonomy places the organism in Eukaryota, Metazoa, Arthropoda, Insecta, Diptera, Cecidomyiidae. The record is from RefSeq and is a predicted model, not a curated record. The transcript has 2 exons.
AUCUUUGACAGACAGUGAAUCAGUUCAAAGGAGUGUAUAAAUGAGUGAACAUCACAUGGAUGAUAAAACAAAACCAGACGAAAAUUGUGAGUCUAUAAAUAUGGCGACGCCAGAGUUGAAUGUCGACAAAAUUGUGGAAAUUUUUCGCGAAAUUGUAAAGCGCAAGACAGCGUACAAUGAAACAAAUCUGCAUUACGAGUACUUUAAGCGGGUUGGUGAUACAAUACCAUUCAAAUCACAUGGAUACUCAUCGUUGCGCGAUUUGAUUCAGAAAACUGCCGGCGAUCAAUUUUACUUUGAACGAGUCAGCAAAGAUUUGGAAUUCAUUGCACCCAAACGGAUCGAUCACGAUUAUUCAACGGUGAAUAAGGCAUUGAAAAAGGUUACAACGACGGUGUCGACAAAUGGAAAAGAUGAAUGCUACAGUAUAUGUUCGGAUGCAACAAAACGUAUACGAGUAUCGAAUAAUAUUAUUUUUGGCCAACCAAAAUCGACGGGAAUCAACAAUCCAUUCCAGAAUAUUCGCAAUGACAUUAAAAUUUCGUUCGAUUUUGGCGCACAAAAGCGUGAAGUCGAUUGCCAAUCGACAACAAUUGAUGCAAGUACCAUGGAACAAACAGAGAGCGUCGCAAAUGACAAACAACAGCUGGCUGAAGAUGAUGUGACUUGUGGCGGCACUUAUUCAACGGCACGAACCAAAGUUGAACCAAUGAUCAUAGAAGAAGACACCGAUAAUUUUCCAUGGGACGAUAAGUAUUGGCACUUGAAAAUCUCGCAUGUCAAUUCAACAAACGAAGUGUGGGCACGGUUCUUUGAUAAAUUUGAUGAACAAAUGCGUAAAAUGACAUCAAAACUCAUUCAAACGAUCACCGCCAAUCCGAAACGCUGUCGAAUCCGAAGCAAUGAUGAUUUGUAUGUGGUGAAGGAUAAGCAAAACUACUAUCGCGCGACUGUACUGAAAAUUGAGCCGGAAAUUGUUCAGUGCAAGUGUUUUUUAGUCGACAUUGGCUGCGUCAAGUGGUUUGAUGAAGACGAAAUUUUCAUAUGUCCACGUGAAUUCCGUGACAUACCAGCAUUGGCGAUGCGUUUCUGUUUGUACGGUUUGGUUGAAUUCAAAAAUAGCCGAAGUGCCAGCGAGAUUACGGUGAAUGAGUUGUCAAACAAAGAGCUAUGGGCCAAAAUUAAAAUCAAACCAAAGGAUUUCUAUAAACAAACCGGCAAACACAAGCCAAUUCCGGUCAUUUUGUACGAUACCAUGAAUCGAAAUGCACGCACAAAUAUCAGCGCUGACAUAAUGGAAAAAAUUGUGGCCACAUUUAAACCGCCAAAAUUGUCAAAGACACGCACAAACUACGUUUCAAUCACGCACAUUUCAAAGGUGACCGGCAACAUUUAUUGCCAUUUGAUCAACAGCAUGAACGAUUUGAAGUAUGUGAUUGGAAUGAUCGAUGCGGUGGUUGAAAAUGGAGUGCGCCAGUCAUACGAGCAUUUUGAAUCCGAAACGGAUUUACACGAAUUGUUAGCGAUCAAUGCGAAUAAAUUGUAUUUGAUUUAUUCGGAACACGAUCAAAUGUGGUAUCGGGCCACAAUUUUACAGUUGGAAACUGAUGUGAGCGAAUCAACCGAGAAGAAUAUUUGCCGUCAAUGUAACGUUUACUGUUUUCUGGUUGAUUACGGAAAUACACGAGUUGUGAAUUUGACAAAUGUUUAUGAUUUGCCGGGCAUUUUGGCACGUUAUCCACAUCUUGCGGUUGCCAUUACAUUGGAUGGUGUACACAUGAGUCGCACCAAAAUCGAUCAAUUGAAGAUGCUCCUAUUGCCCGGAGACAAUGUUUUUGUCGAUGUCAUCGAAACGAUGAACUGUGGCGAUAGCAACAAAACCAAAACGGUUUCAGUGGCAAAAAUAUCGAAACUUGAAAAGAACAUGGUGAACAACGAAACGUAUGUGUCUGAUAUCAAUUGGAAACUUAAGAAUGGCCACUAAAUGAAAGAGAAAAAACUGUUUGAAAAUGAAGCAAAUUCAAUCUGAAUUUUGAAAUAAGCACUAAAAAUUAAGAUUUAAAAUUUUGACAACAAAAAAGAGAAAAACGAUGACUUAUUUUAAAAUAAUAAUGUUAUUUAAUUCGAACGGAAUUUCAAUAAAGACAUUUUUUAAAAAAAUAAA